Messenger RNA from Astyanax mexicanus (Mexican tetra), 1974 nucleotides. RefSeq lists its product as uncharacterized. Lineage: Eukaryota; Metazoa; Chordata; Actinopteri; Characiformes; Acestrorhamphidae. The transcript is spliced from 6 exons. Bases 354 to 854 code for a protein of 166 amino acids. The record is from RefSeq and is a predicted model, not a curated record.
GCAGGCAUCGGGCAGAAGGCAAUCCAUCGCAGGGCAGACAGACACAGACAGACACCUAGGGGGCAAUUUGUAUCCGACAUCCAAUCAGCCUGAACGUGCUGUCUUUGGACUGUGGGAGGAAACCGGAGCACCCGGAGGAAACCCACGCAGACACGGGGAGAACGUGCAAACUCCACACAGAAAGACCCGGUCGCCCCAGCCGGGAAUCGAACCCAGGCCGUCUUGCUGUGAGGCGGAGGUGCUACCCACUGCGCCACCGUGCCGCCCCAACACAGUAAAGGGAAAGUGAAAUCAGUAAAAUCAUACCUGGGGUCAGCUGUUACCUGCAGACAGACAGACAGACAGACAGACGGAUGGUUUCUGCAGAGAUGCUGUGGAUGAUGAUGCUGGUGUUUCUGGGUGGUUCCCCACUCUGGGCUUUUCCUUUAGCUCCGCCCCCGGGCGUGGUUGAAUGUGAGUAUGCUGGUCGGCGGGUGGAGCUGCUGAGGGACCGGGUUCGGGUGGAGGGUCGGGAUGUCCUGGUGCUGAAUCAGGUAAAUCACACCUGGACGAUGUUGGUAACAGAACCGGCUCAGCUGGACCUGCAGCAGAUCCUGCAGGAGUGUACAGACCUGAAGAAGAAGAUGCUCAAUUACAACCAGACUACAACAGGCGUCUCUGUUUUUGGAGUGGUGGCGACGCUUCUGGCAGCUUUAUUGUUCGUUGGUUUUGUUUUACUGAGUUUUAAGUAUCCAGAAUAUGUCGGAGUCGGAGGUGUUUUGGGCUCCAUCAUCCACUAUCCUCCUCAUUCUCAGAAAGAAAAAGAAAAAGGACGGUCUGAAAACGUUCCUCCAGCUAAUGUCUCUCCUUACUGAGGGCUGAAGUGGUGGAGGGUGACUUAUUAAGCUGCACUCCUUUCUUAAAUUAUUUAAUUUUUAGUCAUGACCAUGUGGUUGUGCUUCGCAAUGCAAUGCAUUUUUGCGCAUUUGAGUAACAAGGGUGCAAAAGUUUACAUACUUUUCUUAUGGCACAAUGAUAUAAAACCACUAUUCAGAAAGCAUGAAGAAUUGGCCCCAGUUCUGCACUGAAAAUGCGAAGAAUUGGGGAGAAUGUGGUUUAAAAUGGGUAUUCACAUGUGGCUUGGGCCGAUUUCCAUAUGAAAUUCAGUAACCAGGGUGAGGACAUCUAGCAACAUUAAUGCACUCACCAAGCUACACCAUAGCAACCACCUGAGACAUCAGAGUAAGCUCCUAGCAACACCAUAGCGUGCAUAUAGCAACACAAUAGCACCCAUGUAGCUACACCUCAGCAACCACCUGAUAUAUCAUAUCAUGGUAGCCUCCUAGCAACAUCAAUGCACUCACAUAGCUACACCAUAACAACCACCCUGAGAUAUCAUAGCAUAUCAUAGUAACACCACAACAACCAUGUAGCUACACUAUAGCAACUGUGUUGAUCAAAAUGAUUCCCAUAUUAUACUCAGUAACCAGGGUGUUGGUACAUAUUGUGUUGUACUCGAUCCGGAUGUGAGCUGAGUUUUAAUUUUUGCUAUAUGCAUAGUAACACCCAACCAACCAAAUGGGGUACCACAUCAACCACUUGGCAACACUCUAGCUACCACCUCAGACACCACAGCAACCACUUGUACUGUAUAAUAAUUGUAAAAACUGUAAAUAUACUGUACAAAUACUGUACCUAAGCAUCCACCCCAGUGUAGUUACCGCCUAGAAAACACCGAUGCAGUGUGGAUUAAGAAGCUUGUGAAGGAAAACUAAAGGGGAAUUUUGUUUUUUCCUCGCCAAGUUAUGAAAACAUUGACAUUAAAAAUAUAAAUGUUUGUAGUGAGUUUGUUUGUUUAUUUUGUAUAUUUAUUGUUUGUCCAUUAAAAUAUCCAAAAAAACCCCCACAAAUGUUUAAAAUAUUUUUAUUGGUGUAAUAAUAGAAACACAAGAUGUAUCAAUAUUGUAUCACGUUUAAUAAAAUAUCAAACAUUCA